AUGGCCGACGUAAAGAGACGCAAAGUCUCACGUGAUGCGCCGCCCAAAAGUGCCGAACCCACGAAACCCGUCUCCAGCAGCGAGUCCGAAGACGAGUCGGCGGCUGUCGAAGCUCAGGCCGAUGGCCAAGAGGAAGAAGUGCAGGUGAAAACCUUUAAAGAACUAGGCAUUGUCGACGCUCUCUGCGAAUCUUGCGAAUCCGUCGGCUACACGACGCCAACCAGUAUUCAAGCCAAGUCGAUCCCCGUCGCUCUCCAGGGCCGCGAUGUCAUUGGCCUCGCCGAGACUGGUUCCGGAAAAACAGCCGCCUUUGCGUUGCCCAUGCUGCAGGCGCUGCUCGAAAAGCCGCAGCCGCUCUUUGGGCUCGUCCUCGCGCCGACGCGAGAGCUGGCGGCGCAGAUUGGCCAGACGUUUGAGGCGCUGGGCGCGCUCAUCUCGCUGCGCUGCGCCGUCAUUGUCGGCGGUCUCGACAUGGUGCCGCAGGCAAUUGCGCUCGGCAAGAAGCCGCACGUCAUCGUGGCGACGCCCGGUCGCCUCGUCGACCACCUCGAAAAGACCAAGGGCUUCUCUCUGCGCACGCUCAAGUACCUCGUCAUGGACGAGGCCGACCGCCUGCUCGACAUGGACUUUGGUCCCAGCAUUGACAAGCUCCUCAAGUUUGUGCCGCGCGAGCGCCGCACCUAUCUCUUCUCCGCCACCAUGAGCUCUCGCGUCGAGUCGCUGCAGCGCGCAUCGCUGCGCGAUCCCGUCCGCGUCAGCGUCAGCUCCAGCAAGUACCAGACCGUCUCGACCCUACUCCAGCACUAUGUCUUUAUCCCUCAUAUCCGCAAGGAUACCUACCUCAUCCACAUCAUCAACGAAUUUGCCGGAAAGUCUUGCAUCGUAUUCACUCGCACUGUAUACGAGACUCAGCGUGUCGCCAUCCUCCUCCGCACCCUGGGCUUCGGCGCCAUCCCUCUGCACGGUCAGCUUUCGCAAUCGGCGCGUCUCGGCGCUCUGAACAAGUUUCGCGGUGGCACGCGCGAAAUUCUUGUCGCCACCGACGUCGCCGCCCGCGGUCUCGAUAUCCCCAAGGUCGACAUUGUCCUCAACUACGACAUCCCCUCCGACUCCAAGACGUACAUUCAUCGCGUCGGCCGUACCGCCCGUGCCGGCAAGUCUGGCGUCGCCAUCAGCUUGGUCACCCAGUACGACCUCGAGCUCUUCACCCGCAUCGAGGCCGCCCUCGGCAAAAAGCUCGACGAGUUUCCCACGGAAAAGGAAGAAGUCAUGACUUUCCAGGCUCGCGUCGAGGAGGCCCAGCGUCAUGCUCGGAAUGAGAUGAAGAACGUAAUGGAGUCGCGCAACAAGGGCGCAACGUCGAGAAAGGGCCGUGGCGACAAGCGCAGACGAGAUGACAUGGACAGAGAAGAGCGGUGA
Messenger RNA from Beauveria bassiana ARSEF 2860, 1419 nucleotides. Its product is annotated as DEAD/DEAH box helicase. The record is from RefSeq and is a predicted model, not a curated record. The transcript has 2 exons. Gene Ontology annotation, molecular function: RNA helicase activity; nucleic acid binding; ATP binding. The coding region runs from base 1 to 1419 and encodes 472 amino acids. NCBI's taxonomy places the organism in Eukaryota, Fungi, Ascomycota, Sordariomycetes, Hypocreales, Cordycipitaceae.